AUGGGAAAUGGUUGUAGUUGUAAACCAUCCUCUGCUCACAAAAAAAAAGAAGUCUUACUAAUUCUUCAUCCUCAUUUUAGUUCUCGUCCAAAUGCUGGUAAAAAUAGUGUUUAUCAAAGUUUACAAAAGUAGAAAAAUUUAUUUAGAAUAUCAAUAACAAAUAUGAAUGUAAAGAACAUUUAAGAGGAGGUACCUCAAAACAGAACUUAUUAUAUUUCAGUUAAGUUCCUUAAUUUAGAUAAACAGUAUGUAACUGAAAACUUGAGUGGAAGGGAUUUAAAGAUUGAUUUAGUUUUGGAGUAAGAUAUGGAGUUAACAGAGUAGCAGAUGAUAGAUUGUGAAGUUCUUAUAUAGGUGUUGCAUUAUAGACAAAAUUAUUAAGUAAUAGGAGUAAAGCAAAACCUAUUAGCGACAGCUAAAGGUCCUUAUCAUCAUGAUUUAAUCAUUAACUGGCCAAAUCAAACAUAAGGUAGAAUAUGUUACGAUUUUAGAAUAUAACACUUUACAAAAAUGGACUUGUAAGUUAAGUAAGCUUCAUGCUUUUUAAAUAACGGGCUUAACUAAUAAAACUAUAAAUUUUGUAUCAAGUUUAAGACAGAAAAAAAAAUAUUUUAAUCAAGCUUCAGCAAUAACUACCAUAAUUAGUUUUGGGAUCUAUCGAAAGAAUAAAACUAUAAUGAUAAUUUUACAAAUUAAUAGAGAUUAUCUUCUUAGCAAAAUAAAGAUUAAUUUCUAAAGGAAUAGAAUAAUUAUAACAAUAAUAGUAUUGAAGACUUCGAUAAUGAUUAAAUAAAUGAAUUUAUUGUUAACAGAUAAUUGUAUAAAGCAAACGGCUAAAAUAAGAUAGGAAUAUAAACAUCGUAAAUUAAAAAAAUUCCUUUUAUGAAAACAAACAAAAAUGAAAUAUAGAAUCAUGAUUAAAAUCAAUUAAAGGUAAAUCCUCUGAUAAAACAAAGAACUAUUCACAAAGUCUCAUCCUUUGUGAUUGAUAAUGGAAAAUAAGAAAAAGCAAGUCCACUUAAAAAAAAAAGGAGAUCUUCAGAGAUUAUUUUUUAAAAUGACUUAAAUUUUGAUUUUAUUUGCAAAUAAUAAAUAAAAAAGAAAUAAAGCUAGUAUUUUAGUAAUGAUAUUCACAAUUUUGAUGAUUUCAUUAAAGAGGAGAAAUGUGAUAGCUCUCUUAGUUAAUAAUAAGAGUCUUCUGAAUACUAAAUACAAUCAAUUUAAAAUCCAAAUACUAUUUUAUGGGAUUUUGAAAAUGAAAUAAAUAAAAAAGUGUAAUUAAGUUUUUCUAUUACAACUCAUUCUGUUGGUAAUAGCUGUAUUAAAUUUUGUUUAUGGGUUUAAACACAAAAUUAGUAAAUUAAAGAAGAAGAUUUAAAAUAUUCAUCUGAAGAUUUCGAUUAAGACUCUCAAGAUGGUUAAUAAAAAACUCCAAAAAGCUAAGUUACUUUUUUUGAAGAGUAAAUUGCAGAAUGCUAUAUACCAUUUUCAAAAGUUUUAGCAGAGGAAGCUAUGAUUGUUUCAAGAGAAGAUCUUAUAUAUGAAUAAAGAAUUUUACAUGUUCGAGAAAAGCUUUGGAGUUAAGGACAAGAUUUUGGAUUUGUAGAUUUGUAAAUCUAAUCACAAACAUUGCCUUAUCUUAAAUAGAUACUUGUAGGAGUAAUGACAGAAAAAGGAAUUUAGAAAUCUAGUCCUUCUGUAUAUUUUAGAGACGACAAUAUAGACUCAGAGAUAAACUAAUUAAAUGAAGCAAAAAAUUUAUUGAUUGAAAACACUUUUCGAUUAUAGUAAAAUAAUGCAGAAAUCGUUGGUUUCGAAAGAUUAAAAUUAAAAGAGGAAUUACUAAAUCACUUUAAUAAAGUUUUUCAAAUAUCUUAAAUGACUCAUAAAUAAUCUACUACUUCCUUUUACUACAAAUCUUAAAAUGAUUUGAUUAGGGCUUAGACUAUAUUGAUUGAGUUAGCAGAUCAUUUACUUAGUUAUGCUGAUGAAGUAGAUGAGUACUUGAGGGAGUCUUAUUAUAAAUGUUUAAAAAUGAUUUUAAAUAGAGGUGAAUUUAAUUUAGACAACAUAGGAUUCAAGUAGUCUUAUCAGCAAUUUGUUAAAGGUAAGGCAAAAAACUUCUAAUUUAAAACAAACUAAAAGCAGGAAAUAUAAGAUUUAAAAAAAAAGUUAAAAGUUGGCUUGCAGUAUUAGAAUUUAAUGUAUUAAACACUUGAAAAAGUUCUCUUAAAAACAGAAUCUAAAUAUCUUAAUGGAGAAGAAAAAGGUUUUGUAGAAAACUACUGUGCUAUUGCUUUCUUUCGUAUACCUUUAUUCUAAUAGAAUUUUCUUUCAUGUCUUAAAUUCAAUGAUCUCAGUAUCCCAGAAGAUUUAAAAAAUAUAUUUCAAUAUUUUGAUCAAAGAGCUUCUAUCAUAGAAGGAAAUAAGGUUUUUGAAUCACUCUUUGAUUGGUAAUACUUUUUUGAGUCAUACAUGUUAUCUGAUUAGCAAGGAGAAAAAAAUUAUGAGCAUCUCCAAUAGAUAAUAAAUGAAAACUAAAAGUAUUGGUAAAGGAUAAGCAAAAAAGGGAGCAGCUUUUUCUUUUUUCUUUCAGAAUGGGCUCUUUAUGUUAACAAUACUGUUAUUUCAAAGGAUCAUAUACCAUGGAAUGAAUUACCUGGAUAUCAAAUACUAAUGAAAUCAUUUUUACUAUAAAUGGCUAAAAAAGAAACAAGAAAUUUGAUAGAUUCUCUAAAGAUUGCUUCUAUGAAUUUGCUUUUGAAUCCUAAUUUGCUCAAAAUAUAUAUUCAUAUAGCUUAUAGAAAUACAAAAGUUUUUGAUCAUAGGAAUGUGAUGAGUACUUUCAAUCUUAUUGAUUUGUGGAUGCAAACUCUCUCUUAAAAUCACCAAAAUAUUCCAGCAGAUUUUGAUUUGAAAUCUUUUUUAAAAGGCAUUCAAAUGAUUUUAGAAGGAGAUCAUGCAAUGUGUAUAUCUAAAGGGCUUGCUAUUAUUUAUAAUAAUUAUAACUUACUAUCAAAUGAUAUCAGAUAAGAGGUGAUUGAAUAUCUUUUUGGAAAUAUCUUUUUUAAACUUUUUAUGCACUGGUCUUAAAAUGUUAGAUAUGUAUUUCAUCAUCUUUUAGUCUAUAGGAUAGAACAUCUAACUAAAAAGUUUUAAUUACCUAAGCAAGAUUUAAAAAUAUAAUACAGACAUUCUCAAGAUAGAUUAAACUUAUCUCAGCAUAAAGCUAAUGAAUUAAACAAGAAGUAUUUAAAAAUGAUGAGAGUUUUAGAAAACGCCAAUUAUAAUUAUCAGAAUAUAACUAACUAAUAGACUUCAAACAACUAAAAAAUAUCUCAAGCAAAACGUUUAAAAUAAAAGCUCUUAGAUAGAAAAAAAUUUUAAGAAGUAAAAAAAGUUGGUCAUUUUAGUAAAUAAAAUACUAAUUAAUAAGAUGAAGACUCCAAAUUGAAUAAUAAAUAAUUUAAUUUUCCAGUUUAUCAUACUCAUAGCAUUGAAUAGCUAGAUUUCGAUAAUUAAAUGCUGCAAUCUAUAAAUACACCUAAAGCUUUACACCAUUAAAAAACAGAUGAAACAGAAAAUAACUUAGUUACCUUAACUGAAGGUCUUUUAAGAGAAGAUACUUAAUUAACUUCUAAGUCUAUAUUAGGAAAUUAAUCAAAAAAUUAGAAUCAUUCACCCACUGUUAAUGGCUUUAAAUCUGAAAUAGUUGAUACUUAAGAACAUUCAAUAUUAUAAUAAUAAACAAAUAAUAAAAAUUAAAAAAGAGAUGCAAGAAGAGAAAAUAAAAGUGUUCAAUUUAAUUAAAAAUAGAAUUCAAGCUUAACUAUAAUUGAAUAAUCAUUUUAUAUAUCUGAAAUGGACAUUUAGACUGAAACAAAUUAAGUUAAUGAUAAAAGCUUUGUUUCUAAGUCAUCUAAGCUGAGUAAGCAAGAAGAAAAUAAGAUGGAAGAUAAUGACAAUUAUCAAGAUCAAAAUCAUAAGUAUGCAUAAAAAAAUUUUUAAAUAUAAAAAAUAAAAAGAAGCAUUACAGAGCAUAUAGAGCAUAAUGAUUAAUAUGAAGAAUAAGAAAAUUAAAGUAACGACCACUUUUCUUUAUAAAAUACACGAAGUAAUAAAAAAUAAAUUGCAAGAGAUGGCUUAAAAAGAAUAUCUUUUGUUUCCCCACAUAAAAAGUAAAAAGCACUAAUAUCCGGAAAUAAGUUCUUAUAUAUAGAAACAUUAGAUAAAGGAAAUUCUUUAAAAAAAAUUGAGAAAUAAUAUAUUCGCUACCUCCCUUAGGCAUUUGAAGAGUUUAUGUAAAUAAAGCAAGAAUAUUAAGAAUGGUACAAACCACAUGAAUAAAUUAUAAAUUCAAUGUUAAGCUACGAUAAAAUGGCAAAGUACCUUAAAGAUAUUGAAGUCCCAUAAGUUAUUUGGAAACAAUCUAUUGAUAGAUUAGAAGGCUAUGGCUAUUUCUAUUCAGAUGAAUGA
Molecule: messenger RNA, 4476 nt
Organism: Tetrahymena thermophila SB210
Lineage: Eukaryota; Ciliophora; Oligohymenophorea; Hymenostomatida; Tetrahymenidae
Exons: 20
Source: RefSeq, a predicted model, not a curated record